AUGAAACUUAUAAGAUCUUUGACAAAAUUGAGUCAUGAGACUUUAACCACUGAACUGAAGAAUGGAACACAGGCCCAUGGAACAAUCACAGACAGUUUACCCCUGUAUGCACUACGUAUGGGUGUUGAACCUAAGGUGAAAUCUAAGAAUAAGGAAGCUGUUGCAGGAAGAGGCUGAGGAAGAGGACAUGGCUGAGGAAGAGGGGGUCCUAGGCAAUAA
Messenger RNA from Galeopterus variegatus (Sunda flying lemur), 219 nucleotides. Its product is annotated as small nuclear ribonucleoprotein Sm D1-like. NCBI's taxonomy places the organism in Eukaryota, Metazoa, Chordata, Mammalia, Dermoptera, Cynocephalidae. The transcript has 2 exons. The record is from RefSeq and is a predicted model, not a curated record.